Molecule: messenger RNA, 3687 nt
Organism: Phytophthora infestans T30-4
Lineage: Eukaryota; Oomycota; Peronosporomycetes; Peronosporales; Peronosporaceae
Exons: 5
Coding region: 1-3687 (1228 amino acids)
Source: RefSeq, a predicted model, not a curated record
AUGUCGACGUUGAUUAGUGAUGGAGUCUCUCCCUCGCUUCACAAAAAUGAAGAUCCACCUCCACCUCGAUGCACCAGCAUCCGUCGACCUAGCAGUGCUCGAGCCAGCUACGUACAGCAAAAACUUCAAACUGCGUUAUCCCAAGCGGAGAAGACGGCAGUGGAGUUGACUCAUAACGCAGAUUUUGACCACUCUGAAGAAUCUCGGGUCUCCGGCGGUAUUCACGUGGAUCGCAGCAUCGCUCGGUAUCGGAGCGCAGCAGCCGUCGUGUCCUUCACCGAUCCAGCCACUGCAUUCCCAUACACGACGAGUUUCAUGCCUGGAGUCCAUUUCUACACAUUCCUUGCAGCGAAAGAAGCUGCGCCAAGGUCGUCUCGAGGACGCGCCAAUCACAAUAAUUCUUCUAGCAUAAAUCACGACAACGACGGUAACCCGAGACUCACGGCGCGAAAACAAAAUCUGAAGUUGAAUGUGCCGGAUACGAUUUUGUACGGUGAGACGGGGCGUGCUGUUUGGAUUUACACUGACAACGAGGGAUAUGUGCAGCGGUCAACGGAGUUCAGUGACAAGCAGGUGCUCGACAGGUUUGCAGAGUGUUCUCACGUAACAGACGAGAAGAGCUUGGUGGUUUACAAAGAACCGAUGACCAAAAUGGCCUCGGUGAGUCAUCAAAAUGGUCAUGGCCCGGUAGUCUUCAACUCGCAGGGGAAUCAAUUACGACUGCUUAAUCUCGGAGAAGUGAGGACUCUUUUGAAUGGCGUCAUGGCUAUGCACAAAUCGUUUGCUCUUCAACAGUUCAUCAAGUGUAAUGGAUCGAAAGCCUUUAUUCAGCGGGCAGUAUACGAAGCAGGAAAACCGGCCCAUGCGUGGAUGAUCAGUAACAUUGAACCGUUUCGAGACUCUACAACUCCAGCAUCGCUAUCUCCUGGUACUGCACCGCACGUGUCACCCCGUCCGGGGCUUAUCCGAUCAAACAGCUCGUCCACAAUCAACCCUGGAGGAUCUGAUAGUACUGGGAAUACUGUCCCUCUUGUGAGUCGUCUCUGUACGAGUAUUCCAAGCGAUCAAGGCUGCACGUUCGUCAAGUUGACAGAACGCGGAUGUGCCACAGUCUCGGAACUCAAUUUACGUAUAGUUCGAUUUAUUGAGCAGAGAUUUCGGAUUUCAAUCCAAACACUCGUGGCUGAUUUUGUCAAAGAUACAGCGGGACAGUGGUGGUGUCUUCAGGUGAAGGCUUUCCAAGUACAGAAUAAAUUUCAUCCCGGCCGAGUGUUUUCAUUACCGCUUAAGGUUCGAAUGGCCUAUUUGAAUUACCGUGAUACGGCGAUUCUCGAUGAAGACGACGACGAAGAGUUCGACGACGAACGACGUUUAAGAACGAGACGUCGGAGUCAUCGACGAUCCAUCGUCCCAUUAUCUCAACGUAAUAUUCACAAACUCAUCCAGUGCAAGUGUUGUCUGGCAGCGUAUCCGAGCAGUGAGUUGUCGUUCAAGAUGACGUUGAAAAUGAUUAGUGAUAUGCUGCUGCGGAUACGCUCUCGGCUUCCCCCGGAGAAAACGAUAUCGUUUCUAUCCGCGGCAUUUGCUCGAGAACUUCCGGAGUCAGCCGUUGCGUACGAAUCGUGGAGUGUUUGUAGCUUUUGUUACGCUAUCUACGAACGUGACCAGCAAUUGCAACGUAUCGAGACCAGAUUCUCUGCGGCAUUAGGACUCCCUAAUACGAAGACUAUGGACCAAGGACUGAGUCGAAUUCAAGACCGAAGCUUCGUGUUGGACCCGACUGUGACGGCCUCCGUCAUGCCUUCACAACUGACACUUUGUCGGUUAGUGUUGGUCAUCAAUGCCAUAUACGAUAUCCCACCUGAACUGUAUAACGCAGAGCUGGAAAAUGCACGGAUGGAAGCGGCUGCAGAUGAAGUCGCAGCAGCCGAAGGACGGAGAAGAUUGCAGCGUACGAAUGCAUCGCGGUUGUAUCUGCGUAUUAAUGUGUUGGGGUACACUGAGUGUAUCCCAAUUAACCCCGACGACAUCAUGGAGGCAAGUGAGAAAGCACCGGUGGGUGCAAGCCGGCGACGAGAUAGCAUUGCUAGUUCUGUGAGUGAUGACGAUGAAGAUACUCCCGACCCUCAGUCUGCCAGACAUCAAGACACACCGAAGCGAGUAUCACAAUCUCAGAACACUCACAUGUCAUCAAAGAACGAGGUUAACUACUGGCUCCCGACAAACUUGAUACGUACCAUCCCGUUCUUCGCUCCACGCACUCCGCUCCAGUCUAAGCUAAAGGAGACAAGUGGUAUCAGUCCACUGUUGACGGAAGACAACAGCGUCCGGGUGCAGUUAAUCCGCGCAACUGAACCUCCUUUGCAGGACCCGACGGAGUUAGCCGUAAGACGAAGACCCAGGAAUCGACGAGCUGCGCUGGUACCUGCAGCAGGGACCAUUUCAGAUCUGGUAUCACAAAUGCAUGGACCCUCACAUUCCGUAGUACUUGGAUCCACGAAAAUUCGUAUGACGCAGUUCCGAAGCUCGUACGUGACGAAGAUCGACUACUACGCUUGCAUGGCUAUCACUGGUGAACUGCUUAAUAUAAAGGGCAAUAUUGGCUUAGAACGGGUACGCUACGUGGACUCCAAGCUGCUUACAUCCCAACAUCGCUUGCGUGUUUACAAUGGAGUUUUUAUUCCAGAUGAAGCAUACACAACGGGCGACGCAUUAUCCUCCGAGUGGAUGGACUGCUUUCGUGCUUCAAGUUACGUAAAGCGACCACCAACUACCGCAACAAUAGAACCUGAAGGGAAUGGCCAGUCGCGUCGUGUUACUCGACCGACUUCAUCCAGACCCCCCAACAACAACGAAGAGGAUAUGAAAGCGGAAUCUGCUGCUGCUAUCAAGCAGAAGCUGCUUCGUAUCAGCUCUCGGGGUCCUUCAAAGAGUGCUAUUCAAAUGGCUAUGCUGCUUAAUAAACCCAUUCUAUCGCCACGCUCGGAGCUUGCGGACUGUCCUGAGACCAACAACAACGUUCCGACAUCUCUACAAGAAAAAUCGUCGAUAGUGCCGUCUCCUCGGAACCGCAAGUGGAUGUGGUCGCUGGUUCUUUCGAUCAAUCAAGCGCAUAAUUUGCAGUCGCGAGAGCGUUCGUGCAGUCGAUGGGAAUGUCACUAUACGCUGCUUAAUCAACGACGUUCCGCGCUGGAACGGCUGCCAGUAAGCUCAAGAACCCGAGUGGGGGGUCUUUCUACGUCCGUAUCAGUGGACGCGAUCUCACAGCUAGCUCCGGCUUCUUUAGAAGUGCAAUUCAAUUGCACGCAUAGGUUUUGGCUUGCAGGGACGACGCUCACGGUCCAAAACUAUCUGCGGAACAAUCCGGAGGUGAGACUUUACUUUCGCAACGACAUGUACGCGUCAACACGCUACGAAGCGGAAGGAGAGUUUUACGGCGUCUUAGAACUGUCCAAACUGCUCCAGGAUCGAAGCUUCGACACCACAAUUGAUAUCCUAUCAGCACACGAUGAUCCGACCAUCACACCAAGAGAAGCUGCUGCCAUUUCUAGAAUGUCGCCUUACCUGUCACUCUCAGUGCAGCUCUUAAGAGGGCCAAGCGAUCCCGACGAAGCCAUUACCGACAAUAAGUUCGUAGAACUUGCGUGUACAGCCGACGGACUACACGUGCUCCGGAAAGUGUCAUAA